Molecule: messenger RNA, 3129 nt
Organism: Papilio xuthus (Asian swallowtail)
Lineage: Eukaryota; Metazoa; Arthropoda; Insecta; Lepidoptera; Papilionidae
Gene: ND-75
Product: NADH dehydrogenase (ubiquinone) 75 kDa subunit
Exons: 14
Coding region: 158-2347 (729 amino acids)
Biological process (GO): ATP synthesis coupled electron transport
Cellular component (GO): membrane
Molecular function (GO): iron-sulfur cluster binding; NADH dehydrogenase (ubiquinone) activity
Source: RefSeq, a predicted model, not a curated record
UUAAAUUUUGUUAAAAUCAGUAACGCAUACAUAGGUACUUUUUCUUACUUAUUUUAUUGCGCAAAAACACCAAAAAUCAUUAAGUUUUGAAAAUCGCUAUUUUUCAGACUGUAAUUAAAUAGCUACUACGUGUGACCUAUUGUUUUUUAUUAAGAGGAUGCUGCGCCAGCCGCUGACCAGGGCGCUUGCGCUGAGCUCUCCAUCCCGCGCCGCACCGCUGGCCGCACGGCGCUAUGCCGAGGUAGUGCCACAGCCUGAUAAAGUAGAGGUGUUCAUUGAUGACAAGCCCGUGUAUGUACCGCCUGGCACUACAGUAUUGCAGGCUGCAGCCGAAGUUGGUGUUGAAAUACCAAGGUUCUGUUACCAUGAGAGGCUAGCUGUUGCUGGUAACUGCAGGAUGUGCCUUGUGGAGGUUGAGAAAUCACCAAAGCCAGUGGCAGCAUGCGCUAUGCCAGUUAUGAAGGGAAUGAGGGUGAAGACUAACUCAGAUCUGACAAGAAAAGCAAGAGAAGGUGUGAUGGAAUUUUUGUUGGUUAAUCAUCCUUUAGAUUGUCCGAUCUGUGAUCAAGGUGGAGAAUGUGACUUACAAGAUCAAUCUAUGGCGUUUGGAUCUGAUAAGAGCCGGUUUACUGAUAUACAUUUCUCUGGAAAGCGGGCUGUAGAAGACAAAGAUGUUGGUCCUCUGAUCAAGACCAUAAUGACACGUUGCAUCCACUGCACGCGGUGCAUUCGUUUCGCCUCUGAAGUGGCGGGUGUUGAUGAUCUGGGCACUACUGGUAGAGGUACAGAUAUGCAGGUUGGAACAUAUGUGGAGAAAAUGUUUCUAUCUGAGUUAUCAGGUAAUAUAAUUGACUUAUGCCCCGUCGGUGCUCUUACAUCGAAGCCAUACAGCUUCGUCGCUCGACCCUGGGAAACAAGGAGGAUUGAUUCGGUCGAUGUUUUAGACCCACUGGGAAGUAACAUCGUAGUCACAACGAGGACAAACGAAGUUUUACGUAUUCUCCCUAGAACUAAUGAGGAAAUCAAUGAAGAGUGGUUGUCAGACAAGUCUCGUUUCGCGUGUGACGGACUGAAGCGUCAGAGACUGGUCACACCGCUGAUGACUGACAGUCGCGGCAACCUCACACCAGUCGAAUGGGAGGACGCCAUUGUUGCUGCCGCAAGAGCUCUGCGUGACUGCCCGCCUGAUAAGCUUUUAGCGGUGGCCGGUGACAUGGCGGAUGCGGAGUCGCUGGUGGCACUCAAGGACCUGGUCAACCGACUGGGGUCAGAGCUGGUCUGCACCGAGCAAUUCUUCCCGUUGGAGGGCUCCGGCAUCGAUCUACGUUCUACCUAUCUCUUGAACACCGGCAUUGCUAACGUGGAGGAAGCCGACUUUGUGCUUCUGAUCGGUACCAACGUGCGCUUCGAGGCCCCCCUCCUCAACACUCGCAUCCGCAAGGCCUUCAUGCACAAGGAGACUGACGUCGCACUCAUUGGACCUCAAGUUGAUCUUACCUACGACUACAUGUACGUGGGUGACUCAGCAUCUAUUGUAAAAGACUUAGCAUCUGGCACUAGUUCUCACGAGGUGGUCCGCAAGUUGGAGCAGGCCAAACGUCCCGUGGUGAUCCUCGGAGCUGACCAGCUGAAGACAGCAGAGGGCGCCGCGUUGCUCGCGUACACGCAGGAACUGGCCCUACGUCUGCAGGAUAAACUGCAGGAUAAGGAAUGGAAGGUGCUGAAUGUGCUGCAGCGUACAGCCUCGCAAGUGGCUGCGCUCGACAUCGGCUACAAGCCUGGUGUAGGUGCUCAUCUCUCUAACGCCAAGGUCGUGUACUUACUGGGGGCUGACAGCGGUGUUGUCACCCGCGAUGCCUUGCCUAAAGAUGCUGUUGUUAUCUAUCAAGGUCACCAUGGCGACGUGGGCGCAAGUAUCGCGGACGUGGUGCUGCCGGGCGCGGCGUACACAGAGAAGCGCGCUACAUACGUGAACGCGGAGGGACGCGCGCAGCAGACUCUGCCCGCUGUCACCGCACCUGGUAAAGCACGCGAGGAUUGGAAGAUCAUCAGGGCACUUUCGGAAGUAGUCGGUGAGCGUCUGCCGUAUGACAACUUGGACGAGGUGCGUGACCGUCUGAGCCAGGUCAGCCCGGCGCUGGUGGCAUACGGUGACCUGCAGAAUAACAACUACUUCGCACAGGCGAGGGCACUCGCACAGAGCGUGCAAAAGCCGGUGUCUGGGAAGCUGGACGUCCAACUGAAGUCUUUGGAGGACUACUUCAUGACGGACGCCAUCAGCCGCGCCUCGCCCACCAUGGCCAAGUGCGUGCAGGCCGUACUCAAACAGAAACAAGCCACUUAUUAAUAUUCAGACAAAUUACACACACUAUACACUAUACAAUUAGAUCACAAUAUAACCUAAAAAAAUAGUAUUAACAAAAAAAUGACAUUUAACAAACAUGUAGAGGUUUACACAAAGAAGGUAGAAUGAAAUUAAAUUUUUAUGUUAAAUGUUUAUUUAAAUAUCUUUGUUAUCGUGAAAUAUUUAAAUGUAAUUAAAGUAGAAAAUCGUCAAGAGAAUUCCGUACGUAUACGUAACUGCGUACGCGCACGUAAUAAUACGACGCCAUAUUGCUGCGAAACAUUUUUCAAUUUUCCUUAAAUAUCUUUAUAUUUUGAAAUUACCGUUAUCAUUGUGUAUUAGUGUGUUAGAAAUAAAAAAAAAUUGGCUAAUUUUAUCUGAGCGUUAAAUAUAGAUUGAUAUUUUAACGUUUAGAUAAAAGAAGUCAUUUUUCUAGUAUAGUUUAAAAAAAUGCCUUUCUGCAAUCAUUUUUACGGUGAAAAUACUUCAGAAAUGCACCCCGUGCAGUUGACGGACCAUUCCUUGGCUAAUAAUUUAGCGAAUUUAUAAAUCUGUCGACUGCAUAUGUAUUAUGGUUUGAAUUUAUUUAUUUUGUACUUUUUUAGAUUAAGUAAAUCAGUGUUACCUGCAAUAAAAUCAUUUUUGCAAUUGAAAUUAAUAGCAACAUUUAUUGUUUUGUAGAACGAACGAAAUGAUUAAGAAAAAAUGAUGGUUAAACUUUUCUGUGGACAGAUGUUUUGUAAAUAAAUGAUUAGAAUAAAAUAAAAUGUAUAAUGAUUGUAGAA